AUGAAAGCCUCAUUUCAAUUCGUAUUAAUCACGCGAACAGACCUAGAAGCAGGUCAGAACCGACUAGCAGCGAUCGUGAACAACACAAGCAGGCAAGACUUUAGUGAGAAAGUUUGUGAUUACAGAAGACUUUACAUGGAUGGCGUCUCCAAAUGAUCGAACAACAUCGGUUCAGCUAGAAAUAGCUAACGUAAGUAAUCUUCACAUCAAUUUCUACCGCUUACAUUGACAUUUUGCUUCGUCGCUUUUCGAUCCUCUGAAACAUCCUGAUAGUCACAUUUUCUGAGAAUCGGCGAACUCUUUUUUUAAACCAGCAACCAGCUAAAGUAUUAUUGACAACCUAGUUGUCACAAUAAUAUUCGGAGCGAAGCCCCAACCCGGUCUAAUUGAGGCAAGCGUUGGCGGUAUAUUGUUAAGCCCAGAUCCUACCAAACGUUGCAUUUGUUUCUUGAUAUGAACUGCUUUUAUUGACAUGAUUUUCCACGGUUCUAGUAGCCGGAAAACUCAAAUAUUAAGCCUACAACGGUUCCAAUAAUUUUGUAGACUACAUCUGGUGGUAAAUAACAGCCACUAGAAAAAAGUUUGCGCUGUUACGAUUAUUUUUCGUCUGUUCUCUGCCAUGGAAGACAUGGAAUAUGAGUCGGAUCUUACGCGGAUAACGCCUCCGAGGCGAUUGCUUUUCAUCAAGACAUCAUCAAUCGGGAAAGCAUAAAAUGUUAACUGAGAAUUGCUUCAAUCGGUAUCUUUUCAUGGUGGUCGCCCCUGGGUACCUCAGGGGCCCGUCUGGUCUCUUACAAGAGUUGUCGAGGCCUCAGCAAAGACUUUUUUGACUUUUUGUUAUUUCUAUUUAGAUUCAUGACUACCUGAAAGGAAUCGUGGACCUCACUCAGUACCAUCAACGUAAAGCAUUAUGCCAGACGCUUAACACUAAUAAAGAGUGUCAAGCAAUACACACUCAGUUCAGUAGAAUAUUUUCACGGACGAUGACGGCAAGCGAAGCGUUAACCAUUGGUCACAACUCAGAACACGGUACGGUGUAAAAUUUGAUUUUCGUAACUACUGAUUCCUUCAAAGAAACAAAUAAUGUUUCAGUCUGUUAUUCUUUCACUCCACGAACUUUUUUUAAAACUUUUAAGCUAAGAUAUGUUUUCUAUAUGUUUUCUAUUUUAUGCUUAAAAAAGAUAAUAGCUUGGAGUUUAGAGUCAGCAGUAAAAGUUUGAAAAAACCCUGUACUUAAAUUUUUAGGGUGUAAACAUUGAAUCCAUUGGAUCUGUGCUAAAGAUAUUUUUAGGUGAUGAGUCAUGACUAAAAAUACUUCAUGAUACGUGACGUCCUCGGCAUCAAUUAAACCUAUUCGGUAUUUCGCAAUGCUCCAAAAACUAAUUAUGAAUGUUAAUCUUUCAGUGAAAGGUUUAAAAAUUAAUCUUGCAACAUUUCAACCUUACAAAAGUGAUCUAUUUACGCUUAUCGUCUGUUAAGUUUUAGUUAUGGAGGGAGCGAAAUUCAGGGCAAAACGAAAACACUAAAUGAAAUUAUUUUAGGUUAUCAAGGUUGUGGAAAAUGAAAGAGGGGAAUUUUUUAAUGCCAAAACAUCCUUUUUCGGGAAAAAAAUUCAUCAGGCGGAAAUACCCUUGUGUUGUAUAGAAAUAGAUAUAAUAGAAGUGUGCAAUAAUUUUUAACCCAAAGAAAGAAAACCAACUGAAUUUGUAUAGCUGAAUAACGAAAUAAUUUCGAGCAUAUUUUCAUUUUCUACAGACGUCUCAAGUCGUGUUAAGGUUACAUCUCAGUUGACUUGGCAAAGACGGACGACAUCGCCGGCGGAAUCAAUGUCAUCAAUUGAUUCGGCUUACAUGUCUUCGCCGCCAUCUCCAGGACUGGACAAUGGCUUCAUUGACAACGUCUAUGAUGACCUCAAUGGUAAGAAAACCACUCUUCUAAACAUUUUAAAUAGCUUAAUAAAGUACGGCUUUCAUUUGAAUGGUAACACUUUAGGAUUUCAUCCACAGACUCAAUAGUUAGAAUCACCUUGCACAGCUUAAUAAACAGUACCGCAGGAAAGUACGGCUCAGUAACUUUCAUUUGAAUGGUUAACACUUUAGGAUUUCAUCCACAGACUCAAUAGUUAGAAUCACCUUGCACAGCUUAAUAAACAGUACUACAGGAAAGUGCUGCUCAGUACUGAAGCUUAUUAUUUGAAUUGGUUCAACAAAUUUUAUAUAAGUCUCGCAUUUCAAGUCUCAGAUCUACAAAAACCAAGUCAUAACUAACAGGGACCGAAAGAACUUAGAUAAUCGUCAUUCCUUCGUGUAGUGACCUACGUACGUGAAGACAACAAUGGAAAAUAUGAUUCUAAACAUGUCGUCUUUUUCUUCAGAAGGCUUUGAAAGCAUGAGCAGUGCUUCAGGAUCUCCAAGUUCCUCCGUGGACUAUAAUCAAGAGUUCUCCACCGGAGAAGUUCGGCUUGGAAGCAAGAAAAAAAGCACUAAAAGAGGUGAGUUCUUCAGAAAAUUUGCCAUUAAACCGAGAUAGAGUGCUUUUCGCGAAAAAUUUAUUAUUUUUUUUCCAGAAUGAAAAUAUUUCCCCCUUAAUUACAUGUGUUAAGUUUUGCUUUUGAAGAGACGUUUGUCCGAAGCUUUAGCUGAGACUCGUUUUAAACCGUUUGAAACGCUCAUGGUUGUUUGUUUGUUUGUUUUUUUUCCAGCAGCAACAAGUACAGUGGAUGAAUCUAGUCCCAAGCCAAAGAAGAAACGAAACCGAGGUCCCAAGCCCAGAAUUAUGUAUGAAGGUACGUUACAAAAUUAAUUUCAAGAAAUGCGACUUCAUACAUUGAUUAAAUUGGCAAAUAAGUUAUUAGGAAGCAGACAAAAAUUUGCUCUCUUUUCCGCAAAAUGUUUGACUUCUCAUUAUAACUCUAGUAACGUCCGCCUGAAGUGCCUUAUUAUUCAGACUCAAGAAAAAUAUCCAAAUUUCGUUUCGCUGAAAACUGAAAGCAAAUAAAAGUUUGCAAAACGUCAUGCAGUUGGGUCAAACUAAGAUGUUUCAGUUGAAUUGUCACACCAUCACCAUAGGAUUUCAAUCUCAGACUUAAAAAUUUGAAUCUACAGAGAGCAUCUCAUAAAUAAUUAUUUUGAAGUGAUAAGCUUAUAUAUCUUUUAUUUUUUUAUAUUUUCUUAGGCAAUGGUCCAAUGCAGCUAUGGCAGCUGAUUCUUAAGCUUCUCGUAUCACCUCCCAGUUCUGAGCUCGAAUCAGGCCUUGUUGAAUGGACUGGAGAGCAGAAAUAUGGCUUCAGGAUUCUCCAGCCAAAAAAGCUGGCAGAGUUAUGGGGAAAAGUGAAAAAGAAGCCAGCCAUGAACUUUGAGAAACUCGCUCGUGGCUUGCGAUAUUAUUACGGCAAGUCGAUGUUGGAGAAGGUUCCUGGUCGAGAAAAUACCUACCAGUUUGUCUGGGACAUUUCUGAAAUCCUCGGUUAUGAUCCCUCUGAUGGAAUCCCCGCAGUUGCUCCCUCGAAAAGUGGGCUACCUGUUUUUGGCCAGAGCAGUGGUGUGACUGUUCCACACCCUGUUCCUGAGACAACAACUGUUGCCGACGUUCUUUUACCUGAUUCUUUACUAGACAAUAACUUCUCUGUUAGCACGAGUGAUGCAGUUCCUGAUUUAAGUAUAAAGAAUGGCGUCCCAGUUGGCCCAGAGUGUUUCUUUCAACCAGUGUGUCCGAUGCCUCCCUCUAUUCCGACCUAUGGCACUCCUCUUCCUACUUCAUGGUGUGGUGGGCUUCCUGUUCUCGAGUCAUCAUUAUUCGAGGAUCCACUGUGUGGUGUUCCUGUUCCUGACCCAGUCUUCGUUCCUGUAAUCAAUCAAGCGAUUGGUUUUCCAGUCGAUUUCCCACCCCCUCAAGUUGUCCCCAGUGCCCCAUCAGAUUUCCCGUGGUUCCCUGAAACUGAUGUCAAGAGUAGCUUCUAUGAAGCAUUAUAAGUUAACUUGUAUCAAGUAACCAAACAUUUUCCCGGAUGCUGAGAGCGGUUUUUCAAUGGCUUUCCAAAUUUGUAAAUCAGACUGUGAUUAGUCGAAAUCACUGAACACUUUCCUUAAUAAGAAUGUUAUCUACAAAAUGCGUUUUCAAUCAUUAUAAUUAUAAAAAAAUUGCAUACCUGAAUUUUAAAUUGCUUUGUGACAAUAACUUCUCAUUACAAAUUUUAACAAAUCUAGUCACAAAAUCUUAAAACAGCUCAAGUAUAGUGGAACUCAUUGAAAAGCUGCUCUCGAGCAAGAAAUACAUGUAUCAUGUAUUCUUAACAGUUUUCCGGCGUGUCAAAAAAAGAAAAAAAAGACGUUCUUUCUGUACCUUUUUUCUGUGAAAAAAAGUACGGUGGUUUAAAAAGUGUAUACUAUGUAUACGUUUACAAUAUUUUAUUGCUCCCUAUGGGAGCAACGUUUUUUAGGAAAGAGAUUUUAAUCUUGAAGCAAAAGAGUUAAACAAAAUUUAGUCUUAAACCACGUGUCGAUAAAAAUCGUAGCUCAGUUUGUUUUCCAAAAACAACACAAGUAAAUUAUGUGACUUACAAAAUGUAAAUAGUUAAGUCGAGCCACACUUGCUACAGUGAGUAAGCAAGAACAAGUUGUACAAAAAAAACUGGAAACUGUUGUAAAAAAUUAAGAAACAAUGUAGAGAAGUGUAAGUAUUAUUACCAUAUUGUGCAUGUAUAUAGGUCGUACAUAAGAAAGAGCAAAAUGCUCACUACAGGGUGCAAAAAAUCACAAGAUAUUAUUAUUAACUCUUCGAUAACGUGUUGUCGAGGCAAGGAAGCAAUUUUUCACAAAGCAGUAACUAUCAAUAAAUAAGGAAACUUUGGAAAUGUUGGUGCUUUAGUUUUGACCUUUGUUCAUAUUUUAGGCAAUGUAAUAAUCAUUGUUUAAAUCAGUAUAUGAUUAGUCGAAUUCUUAGCUUUUUUACAGCUUGUAUGUAGAUUGCUUGUAUAUACUAUUUACAGUUGAUUUUUAGAUAAGUAAUUAUUGCAGGAAAAGCAGAAAAAAUAUGCAAUCGGAUUUUAGUUAUGUUAAAAAGUAUCCCGAUAAAAAAUAUAAUUGAAUAUUUUUACAACGUUUGAUUUGUAUCGAAUUAGUUUGGAUGUAAUAGUUUGUUUUUAUCUGUUAAGCUUUUACA
Messenger RNA from Porites lobata, 5160 nucleotides. The record is from the annotation of a GenBank genome assembly. Lineage: Eukaryota; Metazoa; Cnidaria; Anthozoa; Scleractinia; Poritidae.